Molecule: messenger RNA, 954 nt
Organism: Coniosporium apollinis CBS 100218
Lineage: Eukaryota; Fungi; Ascomycota; Dothideomycetes
Exons: 1
Coding region: 1-954 (317 amino acids)
Source: RefSeq, a predicted model, not a curated record
AUGGAAGCAAUUAUCUAUUCGCCUCAGCUGCUUGCUCCUCUCCAGCUUAAGCCCGGCGCCAGAUACUGGACAGCCAUUGAGCAGCUGUGCGCGAGACCUUGGUGGUUUCGACUUUGGAUCCUUCAGGAAUCUACUGUCACUGCUCCGCGGUAUCUGUACUGGGGUACUUUCAGUAUUGAGUUUGAUGUACUUGCCUUCGCCCUGGAAGUUGCAAAACUUGUGUACGACGACCCCAGAGUUAACGCUCCGUUCAACAUACAGCUACUCACCACGCAACGUCGAGAAGGCUCUCGCACUACAUUGCUGGAAGUUCUAGAGAAGGUGCGUCCAUGGACUUGUACGGAUCCACGCGACAAAGUCUACGCCGGGCUAGGCCUUGUUGCCGGCGACACUAGUCAACACAUUAUCCCGGAUUACACCAGGCCUGCCGAAGAUGUGUACAUAGAUGUGGUGAAGACAGUUCUCAACAGAUAUCUAGAGGGCCACAGACUUGACUUUCUCGCGCAUGCGGUACACCUGCAAUGGCCUCACAACAAGCUCAAGAAGCUCACAGGCUCAGUAUCGGUAAAGCGAUUGAGUAUCCCUUCAUGGCUACCUGACUGGAACAGGGUCGUCAUUUGUUACGCAUUACCCAAGGUUUCUAGCUCCAAUGGACUUGUACCAGGCACUAAACUAUACAACGCAGCUGGCACAUAUCCCACGCAGGCUUCUCUUGUUGGAAACCAGCUGCGUGUUCUCGGACUGUCCGUUGGUGUCGUCUCCCAGAUCUCCUCUUCGUGUUAUCAGCACCCGUUCCCACCCGCAGAAGCAUUGGCGUUUCUGAAGACGUGGGUGCCCAAGGAUUCGGCACAAAACUAUACAGCAGGAGGCACAAUCCAACAAGCUUUCCUCUCGACUAUCGUGGCCGACGUGAGACGCACAAGGGAGUGUUCCUUGUCGUGGCUAUGCUUUUGA